Molecule: messenger RNA, 1510 nt
Organism: Eruca vesicaria subsp. sativa (arugula)
Lineage: Eukaryota; Viridiplantae; Streptophyta; Magnoliopsida; Brassicales; Brassicaceae
Source: the annotation of a GenBank genome assembly
CUUUUGUCAGCAGCCGACUUAAAACCUCUCCGGCGACAAAGAGGAGCAGCACCUCUGUUGGAACACGCGCCUCCGGAAGAAGAAACACGGUCAUGGGUAGACUCUCAUUAACCAGUUCCAUUCAGAGAUUCCGCUUCUUCUCCUACUUAUCUCAGCUUAAUGCAAGAAGAGGUGUUGUCCCUUGCUCUAGCUAUGGAAGUCAUUAUUAUCUUUCGUCUUUAGCUGAAGCUUCAGACUGUGAGCUUGAUGAAUCUCCAGAUGAUACCAACAUAGUGGAGAAAGACACUAAUCUUCGUUCAGCAUUAUCAGAGCUUUCGGUUUCAGGCGUUUUUGAUGAAGACUCUAAGUUGUGGUUGCAGCGGUUCUCAAGAACACGGAGAGUUUCUGUCAUAUCUACCGGUUCACUUAACCUUGAUCUAGCUCUAGGUGUUGGAGGAUUACCAAAGGGAAGAAUGGUUGAGGUUUAUGGUAAGGAAGCUUCUGGAAAGACAACUCUAGCUCUUCAUAUCAUCAAGGAAGCUCAAAAGCUUGGAGGCUAUUGCGCUUACCUUGAUGUGGAGAAUGCCUUGGAUCCUAGUUUAGCUGAGUCAAUAGGUGUGAACACAGAAGAGCUUCUAAUAUCAAGACCUGAUUCCGCUGAAAACAUGCUGAGUAUUGUUGAUGUGCUAACCAAGUGUGGAUCAGUAGAUGUCAUUGUAGUUGAUAGUGUUGCUGCUCUUGUCCCUCAAUGUGAACUUGGUGUUCCUCUUGGAGAUAGAUACAGAGACAGACAAUCAGUAAUAAUGACACAAGCGCUCAGAAAAAUCCACUUCUCAGUUGCUAAUUCUCGUACGCUCAUCGUUUUUCUUAACCAGGUCAGAUCACAUGCCAAAUCUAACAUGCGUUUCCCACAUUCAGAAGAAGUGACUUGUGGAGGAAACGCAUUGAGAUUUCAGGCAGCUAUACGUCUCAAAAUGAUAAGAACAGGGCUGAUAAAGACUGACAAUGAGAUAAGUGGUCUGAAUGUGUGCGUGGAAGUGGUGAAAAACAAACUAACGCAAGGAAAGAAGAAAGCUGAAUUGGGGAUUCACUUUGGUCGUGGCUUCUACGUGGAGCGUGAGGUAUUAGAAUUGGCUUGUGAGCAUGGAGUUAUUGCAAGAGAAGGUAAUAGCCAUUUGAUUGAAGGCGAGGUUGUUGAUGGGAAAGAAGCAGCUGAAAAGUAUCUGCUGGAAAAUAAGGAGGUCCUUGAUACCGUCAUUAGUAUCCUGAGGAAGCAGCUCUUCUAGAUGUGUCAGAGAGAAUUCUGUAGAGCUUUUCCAUCAAGUGAAGACUUUGAGGCGUCUCAUUUAAGCAAAUGUGGAACAUUCUUUCAGUAACUUAGCUUUUCUACUUAGCCAUUGUGAACAGUUCAGGUCAUGCAACCCUUUGUGUGUCUCUUCUUAUUGCAAUGUAUAUCAAUCGUUUAUGGAAUGUGCGAAGGGUGUUUGAAGAAACAAUAUGUAUAUAUAAUGUUUUCUUAAACUAAUAUAAU